Messenger RNA from Drosophila takahashii, 2898 nucleotides. The record is from RefSeq and is a predicted model, not a curated record. NCBI's taxonomy places the organism in Eukaryota, Metazoa, Arthropoda, Insecta, Diptera, Drosophilidae.
AUGCUGCGCGGGUAUGCACAACAGUACGGUGUCCCGUCUGACUAUGCGUCGUAUAUCCAGCAGAUUGAAAAUGCCCCGCAGAACCCGGCCGCAGUUUCGGGAGCCGGUGCAGUCGGGUUGAUGCAGCUUAUGCCGGGAACGGCUGCGGGAUAUGGGGUGACGCCAGCCCAACUUACCGACCCGGCGAUAAACAUGCAGACGGGUACUCAUCUCCUCGGGGACUUGUGGCAUCGCUAUGGCGGCAACCCGGACCUUGUGGCGAUUGCUUAUAAUGCCGGCCCGGGCUGGGCGAACCGAUACCAGAACGGCCAGAUCGGGCUGAAUGGACUACCAGACCAGACACAAGGAUAUCUGGCUAAACUUCAUGCCAUGAUGGGCGGCGCGCCGUUGCCACAAACCCAGCCACAACCGCAGUUCCAGCAUUACGCCGCCGGAACCGGCAUCAACGGACUUAUUGGCGCGGGUAUGCCGGCCGGGUUCGGCCAGCAGCCGGCGAUGGGUAAUGUAGCGCCCCCGCUCGGAUCGCCGUAUAGUGCCCCUCGAACGCCAGUAAUGGAUAUGGGGGGUCGAAUGUCGGGGUCUAUGGUGCCAAUUCCGGUAAUGAGUGGUUUGGUGGCGCCGGGGGGCGCAGCCCCAAGCGCGCCGCUACCGGGUGUUUUCAUGACCGAUACUCCGCAGUCACCGCCUGGUAUGGAUAUGGCGGAACUGGGUCGGCUGUCCCAGGCCAUCCAGCAGAUGACGGGGGGCGCGGCACAGCAGCCCCAGCAGCAGAUCCCUCCUGCACUCCGGCAGCAGAUGGAACAGGACCAGGUUACGGCGGCGCUGCGUGCGAGGGGGAUAACUGAUCCGGCCAUUUUCGGACAAGGAGAGGGAUACGGUGCUGCCGACCUCGCCCGGUAUCCGCAGUUCAAUCCGGCGAACCCCCAGUCAUACGCCUCGAUCCCCACGGGCUCCAUCUAUCAGGAAACCACCGCCGGCCAGAAUGGCGCGGGGGAACUGGGGACCGGCGUAUUCCGACGCAAAAUGUCUGCGGCCGUCCAGAAUCAUACGGCCAACCCGCAGGUAAAUACAGCGCCGGGUAUGUUCGGCGCCGCCCGGGAUGAAGUAUCUGCGGCCGGGAACCAGAUUGCCGGCAUGACGGAUAACGCGAUCGCCACAGGAUUGCGUGCCAUCGGCGCUACAGGCCGCGCACGGGAAUACGCACAGGCUGGCUCGAACCGCGAAAACGCCGCGCAGGUUCAGGGUAAAAUUGGUGCCGCAGCCGGUGGUAUUAUCCCUAUCCUCGGCGCGCUGGCCGCAGCCCCGGAAACACUGGGCGCGAGUGGCGCUCUGGCUCUUGGGGCUGGCCUGUCUGGUGCGCAGGGGCUGACGGAAAGCACCGGACACGCGACCGCCGCAGGUUCAGGACCGGGCCAGACGGCGCUCGAUGCGCUUGUUGGUGGGGCUGGCGGUGCCGCCGUUGGGGCUAUCACACCUACCGCCGGGCGAUCGAUCAUCGAAGGUUUGGCGUCUUUGGUAGGUAAAGAUGCAGCGGCCAAAGCGGCUCCGGGACUGUUGCGCAGUAUAGCGGAAGGCGCGGGCACGUUUGGCGUAGGCAACACGGCGGUGCAGGGCGCGCAGCAUCUGAUCGACCCGACGGCUUUCGGCGCACCAACCUCGGGCGAUAUACUGGGCAAUAUGGCCUUCGGUGGCGCGCUUGGCGCGCUCCACCAUGUGAGCCAGCCGGCUGUCCCGGACCCGCUACAGCUUACGCAUGAUCCUAAUUUUAACCAGCCCCCGCCGGAAGGGGGUGAGUCGCAAACACCGCCAGUAUCCCCGGAAACCCCCGGUAAUCCGACGCAGAAUGGUGAGUCUAUCCCCCCGGAAGAUUUCCCACCGGCCGCACCGGCUGCGCCGCCGGCAGAAAGUGGCGCCCCGGGGGAACUACCCGCGGAAACGCCGCCGGGCGAACAGGCCGCUCCCCCCGAAGGCGCACCAGCGGAGACGUCGGGUGGCGAACAGGAGCCUGCGGCCGAACCACCGGCAGCCGAACCAUCCCCUCGUGCCCAGCCGGUAGAAGCGGGUGAAGUGCCGCCGGUCACGCAGUUUACUCCGCAAGCGGUUCAAAUGGGGCUCGCGCGGCUGGCGCAAGACCACGCCCAGGCGAUCCAGGCGCUCCACGACGUGCUGUCCAAUCGCAACGUCGAUAGCGAAGGGCGAUAUAAAAUGCCCGAGCGGCAGUCUGCGGUAACGCCCUAUAUGGUGUCGUCGGACCUUAACGGGCUGACAGCCAAAGAACUGGGCGAACGUGUCGCCGCCACACAGGCGUAUCAUACGGCAUUGGCACGAGAGGCUGCGACGGCCGGAAUAACGGAUAUCCCUCCGCUAUCCCCCGCCGAUCCGGAUACCGCCUCUGCGUUGCGGGAUCAUGUGCCCCUAACCAGCACUGAGUACGGCGACGACGGAACGGCUCGCGUCAUGCUGCAUGAGCGUCCCCCCGCGCAGCCGGACGAACAGACACCGGAUGCACAGAUCCUUAACAGCCUCCGGGAACAGUCUGGUAUUCCGCUGGGCGAACCGAAAGCCAUUCCGUCGGAAACACUGGGCCGCAUGGCGCCGGAGAUCCGGGACACACUGGCGCGGCAGGACAGGGUGAUGCGCGCGUAUGAAACGCCGCAGGCCCGUAUGAGCGCGGAGUAUCUGCGCCGGCAGUCCCAGCUUAUGGAUAGUCUGCCGGAUGAGGAUCUGCGUAAAAUACAGGCGGAAGGCGAUAAGCCAAAAGCGGCGGCCCACUCGAUCAUACUUGGUGAACGAGCGCGGACAAUAUUGGAGGGUCGCCGCCUGGGGAGUCGCAAGGGGCGGAAACGCCCCGGAUUGAAAACUGCCUGUAACCCCGGAGUGAGCGAUGGCCGAAGAUAA